This is a messenger RNA of Sciurus carolinensis (gray squirrel), 832 nucleotides long. It is a transcript of the gene Borcs7, whose product is annotated as BLOC-1 related complex subunit 7. Lineage: Eukaryota; Metazoa; Chordata; Mammalia; Rodentia; Sciuridae. Gene Ontology annotation, cellular component: BORC complex. Bases 63 to 383 code for a protein of 106 amino acids. The record is from RefSeq and is a predicted model, not a curated record. The transcript is spliced from 5 exons.
CGCUUGCCUCUUUUGGCCCCGGCGACUCGCCAUCGUACGCGCGGAGGCAUUCGCAAGUUGAUAUGAUGGCGACUGGGACCCCGGAUUCGCAAGCACGAUUUGGUCAGUCAGUCAAGGGGCUUCUCACCGAGAAGGUGAACACCUGUGGUACCGACGUGAUCGCGCUCACCAAGCAAGUGCUGAAGGGGUCCCGCAGCUCCGAGCUGCUAGGUCAGGCAGCUCGAAACAUGGUACUACAGGAAGAUGCCAUCUUGCACUCCGAAGAUAGUUUAAGGAAAAUGGCAAUAAUAACAACCCACCUUCAGUACCAGCAAGAAGCUAUUCAGAAAAAUGUUGAACAGUCAUCAGAUCUACAGGACCAGUUGAAUCAUCUGUUAAAAUAGAAUGUCAUAAAGAGGGGAACAGCACUUCUUUGCCUGAUGUUGAGGAUUAUCUUAUACAACUGUUGGGCUGUGGGUUUGAUUUUCCAUUUCAUCUCCAAGUUGUAUUAGAAAAAAUUUCGUGUUGAUGUAUGGUUUCUCCUGAAAAGAAGCUAGGUGGCAGAAAACUUCUAUUGUGAACCAUGAGAAUAAUUAAUAUUUUUUUUAGAUCAUUUAGGAUACAUUUUCAUUUAAUAAAUAUUGAUGGGUAAUGGGUAAUGAUAGGUAAAACCUAUUAUUUUCUUUUUUAAUAACUUGGAGGAGAUACUUAUUUUAUUGUAGCAAAUUCCUAAAUGAAAAUUAGGCAGAUGGUAAUCAUAUCUGGCCAGCUGUAGCCUCUUUCCUUGACCUGCAUUCCUAGGGUUGCUUUGUUGUUGUGAAUCUUGAUUAAAUGACCUUGGUUCAUUUUGUAA